UUUGACCUGUACGGCCGUGUGCUGAAACGCUUUUUGACACAAAUUUUCUUGUUCCGCCAUUCAACUUUCCAAAACAUACAAAUCAUCCCUCGUUGCAAUACGCGUUACCCGGGAAAAAAAUAGAACGGACUAAGAAAAGUUAGUCAUAACUGUGCGCAUUCUGUGUGUGUAGAAUUUCACCGGUCUGAACCGAAAGCAAACGGAAUCUAAUUACCCGGAAGUUCUCCGAAGCAAGCGUUUUACACUACCCCUCUCUCGAGGGAGCAAACCGGCAACUAGUACCGCCAUCAGAAGUCCAAUUAUUAUUGGCAAAUCGAGUCAACCAAAUUGGUAAUUGAUUUUCGUUCGCUAUCUCCUCAAUCAUUCGAGCUCGCACAUCAUUAUCACAUCGUCACCAUCCCGUUUCUCGUUCAUCAACACCGUCCCUGUCGAUGCACAGGAUCUUAAAGGCAUAGCUAGCCCCCAGAGCCAUCGACUGAGUGAAGCUAAUCUCUGCUCGAAGCAUCCGAGACUGGUAAAGAUUUUUAUAAGCUUGUAAUAGCAUCACUCCAGGGCAUACGGAUUCGGUUACACAUACACGCUGCUCGGUGUACUCGGCGAAGAAAAGCAAGUCGGUUAAACAAACGUUCAGGAAUAUCCUGCAGAGGAGAAAGUGGCUCGAGCAGAAGAAAAAGUCUGUUUCAGAGGAAAUCGUAAUCAGUAGACAAAUUAGUCGGAUAUCAGCACUUAGCCAAGUGCACUCUUUUAGUGAUUUGUAACUUCUACGUGUGUGUCUUAGUAGAUAAGUGUAAUUGUAGAAAUAUUUUUCGAGCAACUUCAAGCAAACAAACAUCCUAGAGUAGUUUGUACUAUUGUGUACUUGAUAAACAAUUGGUAGAAUACAAAAACAACAACAAAAAGAAAAAAAAUCGUACCACCCAGGAUUCAAUUAUCUUGUAAGCUCAUAACAGUGAAAUUUAAUCAUAUACCGUUGAUUUGAUUCCGAACGAACAAAGCCAUCCUCCUACCCACAGGAAAAGUUGAAAAGCAAUAACUACUCUGUGCUAGCAAACAUUCCAGUAAUUGAGGUUUCAUUUCAUCACAUGAAAACGUCGUUGUUAUAAUCGAUUGUUUUAUAAAUAGAAGGCUACCUUCCGAGAUAAAGGAACACAAGGAUUUUGGACAUACUCCAACCUUACGACCAGUCAGCAAGGGUGUAAGUUUUCGACGUCGGAGAAAAAAUCAACAGAACAACAAACUGCUAGAGGCGGCUCACCUUGUUGGAAGAUAAGAAAAAGAAAUAUUAGUGAAUUGUGACAGUGGCUAGCUACGAAGGCUAGCAUCGAAAUAUCCCCACCGUUGCUCGGACUGUUGGAGCCUAUUGAAAAAAAAACUCAACAAAAAGAAACCAAAAUUACUUCCUGACUCGUCACGUGCUUCCCCACUUGACACAGUUGGGACGGCUCAUGUCUUUGUAGAACGUUCGGCUGACACGGCGGAUACAAAAAAAUCUUCACUCGGCUUGCUAACAGAACCCUGUUCGUAAUUAAGGCAAUUGAUACCGGGUCCCGGCAGUGCGCACUGAAAGAGCUACCGAGAGCCACCCAUUCCAGGCGGCAGCGGCAGCAGUAAUAGCGGAAGGAUAUCACGAUCCGAGAUUUUGCUAUUCAUCUCACAUCGACCUAAUUGAUUCUCCUUCCCCUGGUGCUGUGGUUGGUCAUGCGAAAAUCCAAGUGUGCAUCGCUCGGCACAGAUCCCUUUUGAAAAGGUUCGAUUCUUUCCUUGACGUUUUGUAAAAGCGUUUUUAAUUUACUUAAUCCUCCGACGUGAGACAUACGCAUACAAACUUUUACACAACCCGAACAGUACAGUAACAGUGCAAAAAAAGUGAAACACAGAAUCAAAGGAAGCAAGCAGCAGAUCCGAGAAAAAGGAGAAUAAGAAGAAAAAAAGUGCAAAAAGUGCUAAAGUGCUGCUGCUAACAGGCAAAGGCAAAGCUUCCAGUGAAUCAACAACGCCAGAGCGAGCGGAAAAGUUUUAAAUUAAUCAAGUUUUUCGCGCGUGAAGAAAGUGAAUAUAUUGGAACCGUCAUCAGCAAUAGCAGCAGCAGCAGCAGCAAUGGAGGAAGCCAAGGCUAAGCUCACCGAAAUCAACCUGUCCGACGACCCGGCAGUGACGCUCACCAUCCGUCUCAUCAUGCAGGGCAAGGAAGUCGGAAGUAUAAUUGGCAAAAAAGGAGAAAUCGUCAAACGUUUCAGGGAAGAGUCCGGUGCGAAAAUCAACAUAUCAGAUGGAUCCUGUCCGGAGCGGAUCGUCACGGUGUCCGGUUCCCGCAGUGCUAUCUACAAAGCCUUCACACUGAUCACAAAGAAGUUCGAAGAGUGGUGUUCACAGUUCCAAGACAAUACUAAUGCACAGGGUAAAACACAGAUUCCAAUCCGCUUAAUCGUGCCAGCUAGUCAGUGUGGUUCUCUAAUCGGAAAGGGUGGUUCGAAGAUCAAGGAGAUUCGUGAAAUCACAGGGUGCUCCAUCCAGGUCGCUAGUGAAAUGUUGCCAAAUUCGACGGAACGGGCCGUCACGCUCAGCGGUUCGGCAGAUUCGAUCACACAGUGUAUCUAUCACAUAUGCUGCGUCAUGCUGGAGUCGCCCCCGAAAGGAGCCACCAUCCCGUACCGGCCAAAGCCCCAGAUGAACGGACCGGUCAUAGUUGCGAACGGUCAGGCGUACACCAUCCAGGGCAAUUAUGCCGUACCGACACAGGAGACCUGCACAGUAUUUCCACUAGCCAUAGCCGGUGGCUUGCAUGCGGCAGGCAUCUCAGGUUUAGUCGAUCCAUUACUAAAAGGAACACAUCUACAAGGAGCGAUACCUCCACAUCAUCUACAACCGAUACCUGAUGUUGCCGGGCUUGCCAAGAAUCCGCUAGCAGGACUGGCCGCUCUUGGACUCGCCGGUGCUAUUCCGACCAACACGGGUGGACUGAACCCAACAGGUGAGUUGGUUUCCCCUCCAUCUGUCGCAUCGCCUAUAGCUCUCGCGGCCCUAGCCGGAUCGCAGCUGAGGACCAACAACAACCGCAGUGUGACCCAGGUUCAGUCCCAGUCCCACGAGAUGACAGUGCCAAAUGAUCUGAUCGGGUGCAUCAUCGGCAAGGGUGGUACCAAGAUUGCCGAAAUUCGUCAGAUAUCCGGUGCGAUGAUCCGCAUCUCGAACUGUGAGGAACGUGACAGCGGCAACACCGACCGGACCAUCACCAUCACCGGCAAUCCGGACUCGGUGGCUCUGGCGCAAUAUCUGAUCAACAUGAGCGUCGAACUGCAGAAGGCGAAUCUAGGCGAUGACAGUGCCGGCAGUGGAGGUUCCGGUCCCGGCGGUAACCCGCUGCUACAGAGCGGCAACAGCACCAGCAACAACAGCUCCGGCAGCAGCAACCCGUCGUCCUCCGGGCUCGGCGGUAAUCCGCUCGCAUCGGCCAUCCCGUUGGCGCAGUUGCUUUCGAAGCCCGGUGCGCUGAAUGCCCUGACCAGCCUGUCGGCCCUCGGCGGACUUACCGAUCUGCUCGGUAAUCUGUCCAGUGGCAGCACUGGCACCGGGCUCGGUUCCAUUCAGACCACCGGCAUUAAUCGGCCCAAAACCACCCGGAUGCGGUCCCCGAACAGCAACAGCAGCAUGAACGGCGACAGCAAUAAGAAAAGCGAACGUAAUAAGUUUAAUCCCUACUAAAACCAAACUGGCGGCGGCGGCGGCGGUGGUGGAGCUUAAGUAACUUCCGGUCGUAGAAGCAUCCGUGUGUAAGAAAAGAAAAAGCGAGUAGGGUUUUUUGGUAGGCAAAGUUUAAUUGCGAUGACACUUUAGCGUAGUAGAUGUUUGAGCAGGAAGCGAGGAGGAAGGGCGGAAGAAGUCAACAGGGAAAGUCAAACAUAAAUUUAUUAUAGCGCUGACGAUUGGAAGAAAAGUUUUGCCGGUAGUGGAUUUUUUUUAUAUACAUAUAUUUUCGUCGAAUGAGCGAGCUUCUUCUGCCCUUUGGCGUCGCUUUCCUAUCGUAGAGUUCGUGUCACCGCACUAGCAGUAGCGUGCUAGUGGAAAAUCAAUCUCCAGAGGGAGCAAAGUCUAGGCGAGGAUAGGCGAGGCAAAAAUGCUGAAGCAGAAGAGAUAAAAAAUUUAUUUAUAGAGUUUAAUUCAAUUAAGAUUUAAAAUAGGAUCACGAUCAGCAGCAGUCGACGAAAAGAAGAGAUAGAGAGCGAGGCAGAGAGAGAGCAAUGGAUCUAGCUUUUCCUUUUGCUACUCGGUUACAUUUAUCCUGCUAUAUAAAGUUUUGAUGCGGGCUGGCGCGAGGAACGAACAUGCUGCCAAACCGGCGACACGAGACAAGCGACACAUCCAGCGCCCGAAACUCCAAUCCAAUUGUACCAGAUAGAGCACGAGUUUUGAUAGUCUCGACACCGAACGCUAUUAUUAGCCUGCUGCCGUCGGGUUAGUGCAGUUUGCUAAAAUUAUCCGCGAAUGCACGUUUUGCAGCAAGGUCCUGCAAGGGUUGUGGCGACCGAAACCGAAGAUGGAUGGAAGUUUACAAUUUUUGCUUUUGUACUUUUAGUGGCCCGGUCUCUCUUCGUCGAACCGUGCCCGAGUUGGUAGGUAGUUCGGUUCGUUCGUUCGUUCGUUCGAAUACGACUUGGAACGAGAUUUAAUUUUUUUUUUGGUUUGGAUUUUUUGCUCCAUCAAUUUCAUUCCUGUCUUGCCGACAAUUAGGCAGUGCAGAUUCUAGGUUUAGUUGAGGUAGUUUAUUUUGAUACAAUGCUAUUUUCGAGACGUGCAUUUGGCACGUGUAUAAUUCCAACGCUAUCCUCCGUGGUUGACGACGAAUAAAGUGCUAUAAUUGUAAGUUUGCGAACGUAAGAUUGUUUUCCAAUUUUAGUAUGGGAUCAUCACGGUUGUUGGCCAUCUCCGUGAGCUCGAUGUUGAAGCAUUCCGGAAGGCCUGAACAUCUCUGCUGGUAUCAUCGUAUUUGACAGUCAUCAUUUUUGGUUUAAAUUUUUUACCUAUUGAAUUAUUUUGUACUGUAAUUUUCCCAGUAAAUCAUGUAAAUUUAUUAAAUAAUAUUUAUUCGCUUUCGAGCAUUGAAUGAUGGGUUUUAUUAUCGUUAAAAAGGUAUUCUAAUUACUCAACUGAUAACCAAGGAGUUUUGACUGCUUAUCUAAACUUAAUCAAUCAUUUUCAACUAAGAAUCGGCCAAAGACUGGGGUGAACAAAAUUUGAUUCUUGUAAUUUCUAUAAAAUACUGGUAAUUUUGCCGAAUUGUGUUUCAUCUCACACCUAUGGUCAAUUCAUUGAACGGGUUAAUUAUCCGAUGGCCGAACCGAAUAAGAUGUUUGUUUCGCACAGGCAUAGGCAUUCUAAGCUUUUGCCAGAGUGGCAAGUGACCGGGAAAAUCGGGAAAAAGUCGGGAAUUUGGUUUCACCUGGAAAACCGAGGGAAAAAGUAGGGAAUUUUAGUGAUAAACCGGGAAAAUAUUACUAACUCAAAGCUAAGUAAUAGUUGUUAGCAGCAUGAAAAGUAGGAGACAAUACCCAAUGUUGCGUUUGAGCGAGAUGUUCAGUAAAAGUGUUGAAACAAUUUAUUGUCCCAUACAGGUUCUAUGUUGAACAUUCCAUUGGAAAUUGGACCAACACCCCAACCAUUUUUAAGGGCUUGCAGGCAGUUUUAGAUCAAUCAGGAAGCAUCAGAGUUUGUCUAGUUGUUAACAAUAACAGCGCAAUGAAAGCUUAUUUUGAAAAAAAUAAGGAUAUUUUGGAUGCUUCUGUUGGAUUUUUAUUAAGUUUUCGAAUAAGUAUUCAAAGGUAGCAGGGAAAUUUUCUAAUAAAAUUAUUAAACAUUCUUAGGCGUCUUCAUGUUUUUAAAUUUACCAAAGAUUGCCCUUGUUUCAUCAUGAUUUGUCUCAGUAAUGUCAUCUUGAGACAAUAUUUGUGUUAUGCUCAUAUUGCUGUGAGAUGUCAAUGUCAAAAUUUUGUUACAUGAGAAUUUAAAAUUAAUUACCUAAUAGGUCAUUGUUAAUAAUUGGUUUUGUGGUUUCCAUCACAAUCAGAGCAUGACAAUUCAUCUGAGGGUAUCGUUCAUUGAACAGACGUGUUUGCAAGCGAAUUACUAUAAUUUAAAUAGCGUAUGUCCAUAUGACAAUUUGUUGUACCAUGGCCGAAGCCAUGACAAUGACGAUAUUGCGUUAGGUUCGCUGUGCCAUCAUCCUGUUUAUAAUUUUCCCACCGAACUGAUAUUUCCACUUUCACUUCCGGAAGGAACGAAGAAAACUCUCUUCAAAAUGCUUUGAAAUUGCAGGCAUACAUUGUUGUUGGUUUUUCAGAGUGGCUAGUUUCCAUUUUAAUAAUUUUGGUUCCUUGUUUAUUUAUUUUCCAUAUUGAUUAAUUUUCUCGGAAGAAAUCGGUUACGUGCAUCCAAAACCCCAAGAUGACUAGAAAAAGGCUCUAUACUAUUUAUACUUCGAGAUGUACCGAAAAGUACUUCAAUACUUGAUUAGUGAGCCUAUUUUAAUGUUCUUUUUUGGACAUGGGAUAUCUGUGAAAAGCAAAAGGAAUAUUGAAAAAAAAAACUAAAUAGAGGCGAUUUGAGCCUAUUCCAAAAACCCGGGAAUUUUAAUCUCACAAUCCGGGAAAAAACCGGGAAAUCCAAAUCGACAAUUCACUUGCCAUCCAGGGGACGGGUAUAGCGUGAUGGGUAAGUCGAUGCCUUUCACGCAGCCCGCCUGGGUUCGAUUCCCAACCCCGCCGCACAUAGGGUCAGAAAGUUUUUAUGGCCCGAAGAGGCGAAUGCCACAAAUGUUAAAGCCUCUAUAAUUGAAACAAAAAAAAUUUGGCAUCCUGUUUUGCGAAACAAAAACAAACAUAAAUUUGACAGACUAUUUCUCACCAAAUAUAUUCUGUCUUAAGUGACUAAAAGUAAGAACUUGCUUCAAAUGAUAUUCUAAAUGCCCAUAGCCUUUUUGGAGUAACACUGGAAAAAUUCCAUCCUUUCCAAGAGACUUGUACGAAGCAAAACACUCAACUGCCAAUUUGACCGAUUCAAUCGUCACUUUUUUUCGAGAAAGUGCCUGUAAGGUUCUGUAAUUCACUGAAAAAAUUCUUAAGGGCUGAGGCCAGUUUGUUUUAGGGCGUUUUAGAGGGCUAUUUUCACGCUUCAAAUCUGAUUUUCUCAGAAACGGUGACGAAUAUCAAAAAACCCAACUGACAAUCUCUUAGAAAAUUAGUUUAGAUCAUUCUGUGAAAAUUUCAGAAUGAUUCAUUGACUUUAGCGGUCGGGAAAGUCUUUUUUCUGAAAACGCCAACUUUCAACUUGUUCAUUGAACAUCUCGCCUUCAAAAGCAUGGAUCAAAAAUCUAUCCUGGCAAUGUCUAGAUAAUUUAAUUUAGAUGCGAUUAGUGCAUAAAAACAUAUAUGUUGUCGCGAUAAAAAUGAAGUGAAAGUUAUUUUUGUGAAGGUUAGUUGAUUUCUAUAGCGGCGCCAUUUCAGUUCCCUGGUAACGUAACGAAACAUGAGAAACAAAUAAAAUCGGCUCAGAAAGACUGCAAACAAGCGGUAGCUUUAUUGGAUUUUAUGUGAUGUAGUCAGAGUUGCACUCAGUCGUGAUAAUCAUUCACACGUCAAAGCUACGAGAUAGGUCUGUCACGAACCAAAAUGAUCGUCAUUCAAAGAUGAUCGAAUUGAUGCAAUGGGUAGCGUACGGCGAACAGGAACAUCAGUGACGCGAGAGUGGCAACACGCUGAGAGUAAAAUGAUUCGAAUGAGAGAAUAGAUCGGUUAUUCUCUGUUUGUUUUUAUAUGAUCAGUUUAAAGUUCCGUACAGUUUUUUGAACUAUAAAUUGAAAAUGGAAUGUUUAGAAUCACUGGAUUGCUCAUAAAAACUCCUAUCCUUAACUUCUUGCCAUAGCAAUGGUGGAAUUAGCUACUCCAGCAAGUCAAAUAUCAGUGAAACGUGCAUUCCAGUUCAAUUUAGAUUCGGUUUCAUCAGACUUUCAGACAGGUAUCUCUGAAGAAGUUUUAGAGGACGUUUUACUCGCUAAACUAACUAAACAGUUGUUUUAUAAUACUCUUCCCACACUCUAUGAUUGGAAAAAAUUGGACUACAACAUAUCCAAAACAAUUAUUACAUAACGCACUGCAGUAUACAUUUCAUGUAGUAUCCAGAUGUACAUUUUCCGCUCUAGUUGAACUUGGAAGACAUGAAAUAUACAAAGGAAUUUGAAUGCAACUGAACACGUACAAUUACUGUAUAUACAUAUGAAGCGUUCUUCCUUUUCUUUUCCAUGAAACUGUGCAGAGAAAAAUUAUUAAACUGAAAGUUUCGGAUUCUUAAAUAUGUAGUUAUGUUACAUCACCACAAUUUGCAUUGAAAGAAAUACAUCAAAUAUGCACUAUUCGAUUUCUAUCUAGACAAAAGUGUUUUGUUUCAUUUAUUUUUAUCUAAAACUGCCUACUACGAUUAAAAAUGUCAUCGAAACACGAUCUCGUAAAGAGAGGUGAGAUUUUUACUCUACAAAAGCUGUACAACAGUCAGUUACUAAUCGUAGUAAUAAAGCCUACUUUGAUGUUCAUAAUCAUUCUCUGACAUCAUUUAACGUACAAAAAAAAUGCAAGUCUGGUGUUGAUUUUGUUUUGUUAGUAAAUCUUCGGUAAUGUUAAAAAUCUAUGAGUUUGAUAUUAUGAUCGCUGGUAUGAGAAUCGGUUUGCUUCAAUUUUCAUAUAGAGAUUGAUUCAUUGGAUUACGAAUGCAUUUUUUAUCUUCCUUCUGUGAACUAAGAUAUAUCGAGAAAACGUUGUUUUUAACGAAUUUUUCUUGCAAUUGACGAUCACGACGAAAAUUUUAGACAUUGACCGUCACUCUGAGAUUUCCAUCAUAGUGAUUUGUCAUCAAGUGAGCAUCAGACUGAACUGACGGAAUAUAUCUCUCAGUGAAACUCAUACAUUAUUAAUGACAGUAUGUGUAGCUUUUCAGUGAGAGAGCAUGCAAGAGAAACGAUUCUUUUUGGAACGCUUGUGUUCGUCAGUGAAUAUUCUUUGUCAACGGAUACUGAAUGCAACACUGGAUGUAGUCAAACUUGUAACCGUACAUAUCAAAACUUUCUUGGCAGCCCUUAAGAACAGCUGUCGAUGAUAGCUCCAGUCUACCUAAAAACACCUUCAUAAAAAAUCUAAAUUGUUGAUCGAAAAAGUAACAUAUGUGAUCAGACAGUGAAGGUUCGAACUUACCGAUGACAAACCAAAUGUAAAGUUCUAUCGAAAUCAGAGUUACAAUUUGUCAGUUACAUAUUUGACUUUGACAGAUUGGCUAAAAUCGUCGUCAACUGUAGUCUGUACUGUAAAAGUGACUGUCAAAUGAGAUACUUGAUAGUUCUAUGACUAAGCAGAAGUAUAUUCAGUUAAAGACAGGCAGAAGUAUAUUCAGUUAAAGACACUCCUGUAGACUAAGGAGUGUAUCGAAAAGUAGUUAGCAACUAUGAUUAUUGAAUAAAAAAGCGAAAAAAAAACACAUAUUUUGACAUCAGUUUUCGAUAUAUUGUAGAAAAAUUACAUUUUUAUGCAUUUCACUGAUUAUAUUGAAAAAAAUCUUAGUUUCUGUGAAACGCUCGCACUUUGGACUUGACAUUCUUCAUUAAAUUCUGCACAGUUACUUUUGUGACUGGAAGGUGGCAGCUGCUUGACAAUUGCCCAAUACCUUUCAAAUGGCCAAAGAUCCUGGCAUUUCGGUGGGUUGAUGUCCUUUCUCACGAAUUGUACAUUAUUUCUUGACAACCAAUGUAGAACGGAGUUGGCGUAGUGGGCUGAAGCCAAAUCCGGCCAGAAGAGAGGAGGAGCCUUAUGCUUUCUGUAUAGUGGCAGCAUUCUCUUCUUCAAACAUUUUUCCUCGUACACCUUGGCGUUAAUUGUGCCCUUCGAGAAGAAAAUCGACGACCGCAAACCACAGGUACAAAUUGCUUGCCAGACCAACACCUUCUGCCUAAACUUUUCCAUCGUUACCGUGGUAUCAGCGUCGUCCAGGUCCUGGUACUCCGAUUUCGUCUAAUAUUGCGGUCCGGGCAGCGCUCGAGAGUCUUCCUUGGCGUAGGUUUCGUCGUCGAUCAGGAUGCAUCCGUCUUUAUUCUGUAGAAUCCGGUUAUACAGUUUUCGCGCUCUUGUUUUGGCCUGAACUUUCUGUACCAGGGACUUUUUCGGCACCUUCUGUUUCUUGUACGUUUUGAGGGAGUUCCGAACUUUGAUCCGUUGAAUCAUCACGAUGCUGGUGUUGAACUGCUUGGCCAAAUCCCGCGUCGACGCCGAUGGGUUUUUCCUGAUGUACUCAACCACUUUUAAGUCCCGGCCGGGCUGGCUGGGACCCGUUUUCCUACCGGAUCGGGGCAAAUCCUUCAUGGAAAGGGUCUUACCGAACUUCUCGAUAAUAUUUUUGACACUGGUGUGGUGCACUUUCACCCGUUUUGCAAUUUCGUUGUACGUGACACCACUUUCUGAGCACCAAGUGUGCAGAAUUUUCUUUCGCGUUUCCGGAUCAAUUCGACUCAUCAUUCUUCUUCUUCCUUUCUGGUUGGCGUCACCUCACUUGAGAUGACGCCGAAUUGAUGGCACAGCAACUAAGGCUAUAUUGCCAGUUAAUUUUCGUUUAUAGUCCAGUGGACUUUCUUUUCACUUGACUACAAGCGAAAAUCUCGCUGUGUGGCUGCGUCGAAUCGUCAAAGUACGGCUGAAAAUCCUUUCUUUCUUGCGAAAUACUCGAAUUUUCCCCGGACUAACACGAUGCAACGUGCUCACCCGUUGAGAGUUUCACCGGAAGUGCGACUCAUCAUUGAAACGAUAAACCGUACCGAAACCAAUCGAUUGCGCAGCUGUUAUUGACAUGUAAACAAACAUGUCACCGCAAAACACGCUGCAAAAAAUUAAGCCAUUUUAUAGUAAUAACUGUUUGAAUGUUGCUAACUACUUAUCGAUACACUCCUUAAGCUUACGUUUUCAAUCUUACAAGCGGUUGCAGGCGAGGCCCAUUUGAAAAUGCUUGCAGUUCACCUCUUAAAAAAUAAAAAAAAAUGCUAUCAACAACGCCAACUUACAAAUCGAACACGACUUCACUUGUUCCUUCUUCGAAAACCAGAACAAACAAACAAAAAAACUCGACCCAGAAUCACCGCCGGAAAAUCAAAGCAGAUUACCACCCUCGAGAAUGCUGAAUGUUCACCACUAAGCACAUUAAUCCAAAUAAUUCGGCCGUGUAAACCCUUGCUUUCACUGAUCCGAAAGUCUCUCCCGUCCGGUACCCUUUCGGAAUUCCGUGAAAAACAAAGCAACAAACUUCAAUCACGAACCCCAUCUUUCCUUGGGCAAUCUUAUUUAUUAGCCGAAAAAAAAAAUCCUUACUCCUCGCGGCAUCUUCUCCAAAUCACAUCCCCAUUAGGUUGAUUAACUGUUUUAAUUAUACGAACCGUAUUUCUUUCUUUCGGAAAGCCUUUCGUUCCGUCUCGAGUCUAUCCAAGAAUUCUAAAUUCACCCGGGGGCGGACCGAUAUUUGCUAGCAUUCGACGGCAAGCAAACUUCGAAAUUGAUAUUUUGAUCCGGUUUGUUGGCUCCUUCCUCCUUCCGGUUGGUUCCCGACUAAGCUGUCAAACCGUAAAAGUUUUCCACUACAUCACGUGUGCGACGGAGGUAACGAAAAAAGCAUAAUUCAAUUUAAGAACCCGCCACAUACUGGGCUUCGGCACCUCACGGCUGUAACACGGAGUGACACUCACUCGUGGAGAAAAGCUGCUGGUAAUGAAAUUUUGUGAAUCAGUACGGCAACAGCAACAACAGCAAAAAAAAAAGAAAAAAAUAAACAACAACAUUUCACUUCAAUCUACCUGACUGUCCCAAUCCCCUAGCGGGGACGAAACCUUACUCACUCUUCAUUAUGGAGACAUUGGCACUUGCAACGGCGAAUGUCGCCCGAAGAAAGUAACGCACGACGUCGGAGCGAAAAUCCGUUUUAAAAAUUUUGACACCACAUUUUCGCUCCGUUAAGAGGAUAUUUCCUCUUUUUUUUUGUUGUUGUUUCUCAGUAUACAAAUAGAAGAAAAAGACCCCUUUUCCGGCAAGUUGCACAAAGUUUUCUUUCCCUAACACGGAAAUAAGCACCGUGCACGUUCAUCAAUCAGGAUGAAGGAUUCCAGGUACGAUUAAUCUCGGAGAUCCGUCUGCUCCCGGCCCAUUUAAAAAUUCAUAAUGUGAAGUUUAAUAACCUUCUGUUACCGUGGGGGUAGAGUUGUGACGGAAUAGGUAGGAUCAUUAUCUAACCUCGUGGGAUUAAAUAACACACAGGGCCACAAAUUGGAAUAUAAACGAACGGUGCCGUGACACCCGGGAGUAUCACGAUGCAUGCGACCGGGAGCUGGGAAGAUGCCUGGACCCAAAUUGGAAGAUUAUCUCGCUAUCUCUGGUCGAGGGGUACGGCGUUGCGUGUUGUGAGUAAAUCAGAUUUUAAUGAGUGGCAGAGAGAUCGACAAAAAAAAAGUUUUGUACUCGUUUUCCCCGUUCUACCGCACCCUCCAGUACACUCUCCGGUCGACGUCGUCAUACUCCUGCGGUUACUGUCGUGUGCCACGGAUUUGAUCGAAUUUCCCGACGAAAGAAGGAAAUUAAAACUGUGUAAACGCUGAGUUUUAUGACAGUUUAAUGACUCAAUUUGCUAUCCGCCUGGCAGAUUUGUUUUAGGGGAACUGCCCUGCCGGUUGAAACCCACCGGGUCGCGGGGCUCCGGGAACGUUCCGAACCGAACCGGAGGAGGGUUCGGUGACUGUCAGAGCUUGCUGGAUGGAGCUCAUUUUUCCGCAAUUACUAUUUGAUGACGAUUAUGGUGAUAUUUUUUCCUGGUCCGGAGCCUUACCGAAUACGUAAAAUGCUUUCGUGAGGGGUUUUGAGAGAUAGCAUAUUUGCUUACCUUAGCAACAUGUUGAUUCAGUUUUGUAAAUACCACCAACACUUUGGUUUGUCAGUCAACUGUCGAACGUCGUUCAUAACCUACAAUGUUAAACUUGUAGUAGUGUAAUGGGAAAAAUGGUCGUAUUAAAAUGCCAUAAAUGUUUUCUUACCAAAGUACAAUGAAAUUGUUUACUCUAAGUGUGCCAUAACAAUUUGCAUUCCAUGUUUCCCAUUCACCUUCAUCUGAUGAAACAAUGUAUGUUUUCUGUGUCAUUAGAAAAUUUUUAUAAUUAGUAAUACUUUAAAUUGCGAAUAACGAAGUGUAAUCGAAAAAUGUAAUUGUUGCUUAUAUUUUCACGAUUUCUGCUUACUUAGUCCUACAACCGUAUGAAGGAGGCAUUUCCAUUCUACUCGCUAAAGGGAUGAAGGGUCGUUUGGGCGUAGAGUUGGACUUCCCAGCAGUUCUGAUGCAGUUCACUUCUUUUGUUCGAUCUGUCAAGUCCGAUCCGUCUGACAUCAGUUUUACGUCCGAUGUACGUUCCCUUCAUCUUCUUAAAGUUGCGUGUCAAAAUGUCUUUAGCAAUUUCCUGAGAACCGUGGAGAUAGAAUCCUCCAAGUCUUGUUCUUACACUUACCAUAGCAAUUUUGAAUAACUAACACGAACAACUUGCUAUAACCGUUAGCGAGAUUCAAAGGGAUUCGAGUUUAUACCCGGUACUUGAACGACGCACAUUACACGGUAGCUUCAUCGUAGCCUUGACCAAAUGAACGGAAAUGCGUAGUGAAUUGUUAUCGAUUAGCAGGAACAAAUCUGCCAAAAUCCAGAGAAACGUGCCACUCGAGCCAAUUUGUUCUGAUUCAAAACCUUCCCAUGGUAUUGUACGAUGUCUCUUGAUUCCGAGUUGAAAGUGUGGAAAUACUAAGAUUGGUCAUCCAUGCUAUUGCUGGUCAUCCGGUAAUUUUGAAACAAACACGAAAACAAAUUUACCGUUAUCGUAUUUAACACUAAUCAUACCAACACUUAAUAUAUAGGGGAGAGUGUUCGGUUACCGGCACCCUUUUCUUUUAAGAUUAUAACUUCUGACUAAGUGCACAUUAUUCCGGACAUAUAUACAUCAAUAGAAAGCUAAAGUCCCUAGCUAACAACUGAAUGAGAAACUUAGUUGAUUCAAUCGAUUGAAAAAACUUUAUUAUCAAUUUAGUAAAGUAAUAAAUUUUGGCCAUUUCAAAAAAGGUGUUGGGGCACCCCAAGAAAUUUUGCUAAAAAUGGAAAAUUAUAAGUAAAGACUGCAACAAUUCAAAGAAAAAACGGAAUUUAUUCUUUUCAGAGGCGUUUUGGACAAAACUCUUCAUUGUCUGAUGGUGACUUCGCCUUGGCUCUCUUGGUCAAUGAUUUGGAUUGUGGCGCCAUUGGUGUUGAUUUGGCCGGUCUUCCACCGGCUUCGCGGGAUUGAAUACGUUGCUGCAGUCGAAUUUAUUGGCUUCUUAUCCACUAUGCCACGUUUAAUGGCAUUAUUCAGUGCAUUAAAGUUAAUUUUCCUUGACUUGGACGAUUUGUUUGAAGUCGCCAUGGCUAACAGAACCAGAAAACCAAAGUUUUUAUUUAUAUGACGGAUGUAUUGAAGCCGUCAAGUUGUCCACAUGUUGCAUAUCACCAGAGAUGCCGGGUAAUACAAUAAGUUUAGCUAGCAAAAACGAAAAUAUCGCGCCAAUUUUCAAAAGUCUAUAAUUUCUGUCGAAUAUCUGCCAACCAUCGAUCUUUUUAAAGUCUGAAAAAGUAAACGAAAAAAGGUUUACAUGUUAACUAAGAAAUUUGAUAAUUUACAAACAAAUGUGCAGACUCGGCAUAUCUGCAUAUCAUUGACAAUUUUUCGCGAUUUGUCGGAAAAAAUGAGGUGCCGGUAAUAAAAAUCGGUAGACAUUUUGAAAAUGACAAAACAAAUCUUCGGUUGCGAAAAUUUUGAUAGCAUCCGGUAUUAGCGAUUUUACCUCAUAAAUAUUCAAUCCACUCAGCUUUCCGAUUGAUGCUCUUCAAUUUAUGAUACUAUAAAAAAAAGUCAGAAAAACUUUUGUGUUGAUUUUCACGCAAAUACAAUUUUGUUUGAACGCAGCAAAAAGUACAAGCGUCUGUUUGCUUCGGUAUUCGGCCCAAAAAGAACGUGCUGUUAUUACACACACACAUGACAUUUGUCGAAAUGACGCUAUCUGCUUUCUGUCAAAAGUUACGGUGGGGUGCCGGCAACCGAACAUCUUCCCCUACCUAUUGGUACCAUGCCCGGUCAAAUGUUCCCUUAUUAAAUGUCAAAAAAUGUAUGUUAGAAGCGAAAUAAUAAUAAACAAACAUCUAAGGGAGUACCCUAGUGUGACGGACGUUUUUAAAUGCUUUUGAGGAUUUUUUUGCUGAAAAAACAAAAACGUGAGAACAAAAACAAUUAUGUUUCAUAUCUGUUUGGAAUACAUUUAAACAAUCUUUGGAAAUUUUUUAAGGCCAUCACACGGAAUAUUUUCGGAGGUACCGAGAUCAACAGGAACAAAUAUAAAAGUAGAGAUGCGUCACUGCUGUCAUUAUCCCGGGUGUUCUGAGUAUCAGAAAUUAAAAAAAAAACAAGAUGCUAUUUUAUUCGCAACGCUUUAGACUUUGCACAGAACUAAAAUAAAAAAAAAACCUGCCUUAAUCCACCUAGUGGUGUGAAAAAGCCUAUCUCAUGUCAAUCAAGCAGUCCCAGUAUUAUUAUUUUUCUCGGAGAAAAUUUUUGACACGUAGUCAGGAAGAUCCAGCAAUAUCCAUUUUGAUUCGGGUAAUUCACAAAACUGCACUUCAACGCGAGUGUGAUUUGUCGGUUGCGUCAAUUAUUUGGUUAUAUCUCAGGAACCGGAAGUGGCGGCCAUGUGCCCAUCGAAUUUUAUCAAUGACCCAAUAGUAGCUUUCAAACGAGCCUUAGAUAGAGAAAAUCGGUUCAGUCAUCUUCGAGAAAAUUGAGCGGAUAGAAAAGAAAAACAGUCACUUUUGCGAUUAUAUUUCCGGAAUCGGAUGCGUUCGCCAUUUGCCAAUCGAACUUGAUUAAUGACCCAAUAGUAGCUUUCAAACAAGCCUAAGAUAGCUGAAAUCGGUUCAGCCAUCUGCGAGAAAAUUGAAUCUAUAAAAGUACACAUACACACAUUCAUACACACACAUACAUACACAGACAUGUUCCGAUCGCGUCAAGCUGAGUGGAAUUGUGUAUAACAAUAGGAAGCUUCCUGGCUCCGAUCAAAAGUUAGUUUUCCCAGUAAAUCUAUAUUCUUUCUUAAGAGAAAGGCAAAAACAUUCUUCCGGUCAAAUGACCGGUUGUGGCAAGAAUCGGCAUACGACAUGUAUUGAUCAAAAUAUACAAAUCACAAAAACAUAUAAUAUAACUAUAUAUAAAUUAGUCAUGAAAUAAAAUUCGCGAAAACAGUAAGUUGAUACGUGCAUUUUCAAUGCCAAACUUCAUGGUAUGUUUAGUGUUGAAAUAUCAUCGAAUAAACUACGAUAUAAUCUUUUGAAAUUAUCACUACGAUUUAUGAUCAUCGUUAUCAAACCUAUGCACAUUUUGAACUUAAUUGGCUUAUUCUUCCAUCACAAAUAUUCAUACGUCAACGUUGUAUUCGUAGUCCCGUGUCACGCAAAACUUGAGAAGACCAUGUUUAACAAUUUGUUUCUUACUCUUCUAACCUACACAUAAAAAAAUUACAAGUAGUGUAAUCUAGAAAUGUGCGAAACAGCGAUGUCAGAUCUACGGAAAUCUCCGUAGAUCUACGGAUUCGAACAUUUUCUACGGAUCUACGGAUCCGUAGACAAAAAAAAAUUUAUCAACGGAGAACUACGGAAACAAGUUUUGUCUGGCGAGCAAAAAAAAAUAAAAGCUUUUCACCGUGUGAGCUUCCGAGAAAAAUUCCAAUCUACGGAAAUGACACUACUACUAUCUGGCAUCGCUGGUGCGAAACAGCUCAUACCGGUGAGCAGCUCCGGACGGAUCAGCUCACUAAAGUGAGUCGAUUCAAUGCAUUAGCUCAUCAGCUCAUUUAGAUUGAACUGAAGGUUAGUUUUGAGCGCCGUUUCUCUUAUUCCGUUUUUCUUUCAUAUGCAUGAUCGAAAUCAUUAAUACACAAAGAACAAUGCUUUGCGAACUAAUUUGUGUGCGAAUCAUUAUUAUGUCACAUUUGUUGGCAUCCCUGAAUGUACCUUAGCCUACUGAGUGAGAGGUAAGAUUUCUUAUUGACAAUGGCUCAUUCAAUCUGUUAAAGAAGGAUAACAUUUGGUAGAACGAAUGAAAGCACACAUUACUUCUCAUUUAGAACUCGCUCUUCAAGAGCCGAAGAUCCGUUCAGCUCGUAGCUUGUUUCAGCUUGUUUCCACCGUACCAGUGCGGUGAACUGGUGAGCUGCGGUUCUUUUAAAAAGAGCUGUGAGCUGUCAGCUCACUUUGAAGAUUCGAUUCACUGGAACAGCUCUUCUUCUUCUUCUUCCUUUCUGGUUGGCGUCACCUCACUUGAGAUGACGCCGAAUUGAUGGCACAGCAACUAAGGCUAUAUUGCCAGUUAAUUUUCGUUUAUAGUCCAGUGGACUUUCUUUUCACUUGACUACAAGCGAAAAUCUCGCUGUGUGGCUGCGUCGAAUCGUCAAAGUACGGCUGAAAAUCCUUUCUUUCUUGCGAAAUACUCGAAUUUUCCCCGGACUAACACGAUGCAACGUGCUCACCCGUUGAGAGUUUCACCGGAAGUGACUGGAACAGCUCAGGAGCGAAUUGCCCAUCUCUAGUGUUGUAAUCCAGUGAGACUGUAUUUGUCAAAUGUUACUGGUUCCGAAUGAAAUUUCCAUUCGGCUAGCAAGUGCAUGACUGCAUGAAUUUAUCAGCUAAGAAGAUCUGUGUGCUUCUGUGGAUCAUUCGAUUAACGGGCAUACUUUGUAAUUCAAUGAUUGUAGGUUCAAGUUGCCGCUCACGCUAUCAGUAUAUUUUAUUAUUUCAAUGAAUUUCAUGUUAUGGAAUUUUCCCAUCACACACAAUAUUAUACGUUAUUGCACGUAAAUUGGAGUGAACUGCGACGCUCUAUCAAGGUGCAUCUUAUAAGAUGUUAAAUUAUAAAGUUUUUUCGAAGUGUGUAACACAACAAAAGAUUAUGAAAUUUUCAAAUUUCUGAUGAACGCUGUAGAUAUUUAUUAACUCGCAGUUUCAUUUAUUCUUAAAUGCAAAAUGGACAUUUUUUAUUUUCGUGUACUUGACUUUCAUUUUGUUGGCUAAAAACGCCAUUGAAGCAGUUUUAAAAAUCUGCUUGAAAAAUUUAACCUGGCAUCCCUGAUGUGAAUGAGACAUGUAUCUUUUUGUACUAAUAUGUGUGCGAGAAAAAAACGUGACUGUCAAAAUUUUAAGCGCUAGAGUCUAAGACUUCUCAGCAUUUGCAACAAUAACACAGAUUUUUAAACAGUUGUUCAUCAUGGUUACUACUUUGCAAAACUUAUAAACAGUUACAGUUUACAGUUUAAUCCGGACUCAAUGACUCGUAGUACAUAUGAGUUCACCUAGUCUACUGCACUUGUAGAGCAGUUGAAUAGCUACCAUUUCUUCAGCUGGACUCUACGUGGGCAAAGUGAGCCUUAUCGAUUUGCCACAGUCCAUGUCAAUAGGGAAUUGGAUGAGAUUCUUCGACAACAAAAGUUGCUGUUCGUUACAUAAGUAAGCUCGGGCACCAGGGACGUAAUCCCUGUAUAAUUUAUAACAUUACGCUACUUGUGCUCAAGGUAAGACGGCUACGCAUUGAUGAAUGAAAUGUAUAUUAAUCUUAUUAGUCUUAUUAUGAUACGAUCGGUGAAGUGCGCUAAGUUCUGAUCUAAAAGAAAUAAACAUGCUAAAUUUGGUUUCAGUAAAACUACAAACCAAACGAAACUAAUAAUGUUGUUUCUUUUCAGCGAAUGUAAUGAAGUAUGACAGCGGAGCUCACUUUAAUUAUUGAAAGAUUUAAUUAAAUGGAAAUUGAGAGGGUUUGCGGAAAAUGAGGUUGAGUCACCCUAUUGAUUCCAAGCACAAACACUCUACUCUAGACAACCAACCACUUGCCGUCUUUCGCAAGGAAAACAACAGUUCUAUUCUAUAACCUAUUCCGUACCUAUUUCUUCGCAGCCUUGGAAAAAUUCUAAUUCGGUAUACAACAGUUGGAAAAGUUCGCACAUUUUACGAGCAUUGCUCCAUUAAAUUUGAAAAGGGAUGCGCGUUGCCAGCGGAAGGAGAAAGUUAGUACUUCCAUUUUGGAUAUACGAUCGAUAUAGUAGGCACCUGUUUCCAUUCCUUCACCCGGAUCCCAGAGUGCGUGUUGGACCGUAGCUCGGUCCGGGAUUUUUCCUGCUCCAGUGAAAUGAAGAGAUUUAGCAGCAGUCAGUCAGUUGGGUGAUUACUGCUGGGUGUAGGCUAAAUUACUAGAUAUCCAUCAUCAUCAAUUCUAAUUAGUGCGAGUAUGACGGAAGCGAGUUCGGAUUUACUCUACCGAUGCUAUGACGAAAAGAAGACCAGAUUCUGGCACAAUUUUGUUCGAUUUUUGAAAAGAAAUUUGAAGAUAAAAAAAAUUGGCCAGUUCACGCUCAUUCUCCCGCACUGUGUCGUUAUGUGGGCGGGGGACGGAUUCGAACCGAAUCGUCAUUCGGUUGCUGUCAGAUUUUCCAGACCGAAUUACGAGAAUGGCGGUGGAGGAAAAAAAAAGAUGAUAUACGAUGUGCGCUCACGGAAAACGCUCCAAGCAACUCUGGCAGCAUCAGGUGGUUUAAAAUUUUGACUAAUGGUACGGUGAUCGAAAAAAUAAAAUGAUUAAUGGGAUUUCUCCGCUCCGAGUCCGCUCAUUUUUGACUGUGAAAUUUUAUAGCUCUGAUGAACAGUUUUUGGUCUUCUGUGAGUAAUACUUUUGUUGCACUAUUAGACAUGGAUCUUCACAAUUAUACAAGAUUGAUGAGCAAAGAAAGUUAAUCCUCCUAAUCAGUUUCCGAAGGGUGUUCAUUCGGAUCAGAGAAGUUUCAAACGAUAAACUUACACCAGAGAUAAAGAACUGUAGAUGAAAGUUACUAAAGCAAGCAAAAUUCUAACCGCAAAUUUGUCAAAAGAUAUGGUGCUAGGUAAGGAUAAUCAGUUAGUCUCACCGUGUCAAAGGAAACUUCAUGUAGGAAAUUCAAUAUCGUAAUGGGAGAACGAAAAUUUUGACUAAAUUCGAUGAGUGUCGCCUGCGAGAAUGUCAAAAUCGAUUACAGAAUACGAAGGGUUUGGAUGUUACGACGGCAAAGAAGCGUCACACCCUUAUACCUUCUACAUACAAGUUGGCGAAAUCCCUAAAUAUUCAAUAACGGGAUCUUUAAUAGCUUCACAUCAAUAUGUUUCCAUCUUAAUAUUAUAUAAAACAACACUCGACUCACCUGCAGUGAGAUAAUGCCAUGGGAUAUCUGUUUAAAGCUUGAAUUAGAAAAAUGUCAAAAAACUAAGCAGGAUCCUAUUUUAAAAACCGGGAAUUUUUAUCUUACAAACCGGUAAAAAACAGGGAAAUUGAAAUCUUCAAUCGACUUGCCACUCCAAAAAAUUUAAAAAAAUCCCUGUUCAUCGAAGUAGUUGUGAUGGCGGGUUGCGAAACUUUACCGCAGCCACAAACAGCUAGCCAAACCAUUGCUUUCUUACCAAAUUCUUCGACUUAAACCGAUAUCCUGGACAGGUUCAAUACUUUUCCUUCUCGUACCGUAUAAUAUUAUAGCCCUGGCAAGUGUUUGAAACCUUAUUUCUCGUAAUAAUUAUACAGCUUGAGUUCCCAGCAAGCACAUCGCAUCGUACAACUUUUAAAUUCGAAACCUAAUCGAAGCAUUUUGUUUCCGACUGCAUUUUGAUUGCUUUUGCUUCUUAUAAAUUCAAAGAUUAGCACGAAAAACAUUUGACUUCAAAUAGCAAAUUUGAAUUCUUGCACUGAAUCCUUUUCUCAUUUUGCUAGAACGCCAUCAGUGUACGUUUAUCCUAACGAAGGAAAGCAGAACCUUCUCCUCUGAUUUGACUCCUCUGGUCUUAACUUCACCGAACUUCAUAAUUGCUCUUCGUCCUGCCACUUCCAUUUACUUCUUCCAUUUGUGCUAUCUUUUUCGGUUACAGUUCGAAAUCUAUAGCACCAUUUGGGCACAAUGUUUUGACGUUGUUCUACUGAAAGUGCACAUAUUAAGAAACAAACUGAUGGAAGUAAAUCAUAAAUAAAUAAACGACUACACCAUUGGUGUCGCGCGACAUAAUUUACGGGUUGUAUUUCAAUACUUCAAAAUAACAAUAUACUUUUGGAACAGCAUUAUAAAUUGAACUUCGGCGCGUCAAGCAAAUCAGUCAAUAUAUAUUAAUCAACAAAGCUGCUUCGACAUUAAAACUGAGAUAUCUUUUUUUUCAAGUGUUCCAGUUUUAGAUGUAUAAUUUAUGUCACUUUUAAAAUUUAAACCUAUAAAUCAUAACCAGAAAAACUGGUAGCCCCAGCAGCGUUUUAGUCGUGUUUAAAAUAUAUGAAAACCAGUUGGAAAUUUGACAGUAGAACUGUUCGAAUAAAUAAAACUAAACCGGUUUGCUGGAGAUACGUUCGUUCCAGUUUUAGUUCUAUUAUAGAUCGCGCAUAUAAAACUCCCAGCUGCUGAAUUUGCUCUUAGCAUAAGCCAUUGAAGCCUCCCUUUUUCCAUCGUUCAAUUUGCGCAAGAUUUAGAAUCCUCUAUCAGUUGACGCUGUGGAUGAUGACAACGUCAAAAUUAGUCUGCUGAGCCGAAUGAUUUCUGCGAAAAACAUCUUCUAAGUUGCUUACCAAUUUCCAAAAUUGUUGGCACCUUAUUUUCGUGAACUCUGACCAAACUCGACAAUACAUUCACUAAGCUCGUUUUUUUUUGGCAACUGGCAUAAAUAUCUCGAGAAUAUUGUACAAUCAAGUAGGAUUAGGAAAACUUUACAGUUGAAAAAUUGUACUUCUAGUUUGAUUCGCGUACGGUCGAUUGAAGCCGUUCUAUACCUAAGCGUUCCACGACUGCCAAACGGUUUUCAGACGGAAGUCGUUUACACCGAUCUUUCCUCCUACUUCGAUAAAAUAUAUCAUAACAUCACACUUGCAAAACUGGAUCGACUUGAUGUAGAUACAAACGUCCUAUGGUAAAUGUAGUCAAUCGACAUCUUCUGGUUAAAAUUAACGAUUAUAUGUUUGAGAAGGUUUUUAUUGCAACAUCUGGACUUCCGCAAGGCAGUCUUCUAAGCCCUUUGGUCUUUUUGCCGUACUUUAACGAUGUUAAUUUUUCGCUAGUAGGACCGCAGUUAUCUUUCUCAGAUGACUUCAAAGGAUGGCCAAGUAUUUUACGCAUGCUUGAAAUCCCUAAACUGUUUACUGGUUCGUUUUACUCUGGAAUAUUGUUCAGUUGUUUGGAAGCCUUUCUACCUCAAUGGCACUCACAUAAUCGAGUCGAUACAGCGUAGAUUCAUCCGUUGUGUUGAUGUUGGCAGCACUCUCUCUGAUUUGAAUAAAGCUUUCUGGACAAGUAGAUUUUGUGUCAAAAAACACUGAAUAAGGAGUGUAUCGAAAAGUAGUUAGCAACAUUGAUUAUUGAAUAAAAAAGCAAAAAAAAAACAACAUAUUUUGACAUCAGUUUUCGAUAUAUUGUAGAAAAAUUACAUUUUUAUGCAUUUCACUGAUUAUAUUGAAGAAAAUCCUAGUUUCUGUGAAACGCUCGCACUUUGGACUUGACAUUCUUCAUUAAAUUCUGCACAGUUACUUUUGUGACUUUCCUGGUGGCAGCUGUCCAGUUUUUUUUAACUCCUGCAUGUUUUGUACCUUCCUUCCGAAAGUGCCGCUUGACAAUUGCCCAAUACCUUUCAAUUGGCCAAAGAUCCGGGCAGUUCGGUGGGUUGAUGGCCUUUUCCACGAAUUGUAUAUUAUUUUUUAACAACCACUGUAGAACGGAGUUGGCGUAGUGGGAUGAAGCCAAAUCCGACCAGAGGAGAGGAGGAGCCUUAUGCUUUCUGUACAGUGGCAGCAUUCUCUUCUUCAAACAUUCUUCCUCAUACACAUUGGCGUUAAUUGUGCCCUUCGUGAAGAAAAUCGACGACCGCAAACCACAGGUACAAAUUGCUUGCCAGACCAACAGCUUCUGCCCAAACUUUUCAAUCCCCACCGUGGUGUCAGCGUCGUCCAGGUCCUGGUACAUCGAUUUCGUAUAAUAUUGCGUUCCGGGCAGCGCUCGAGAGUCUUCCUUGGCGUAGGUUUCGUCAUCGAUCAGGAUGUAUUCGUCUUUAUUAUGUAGAAUCCGGUUAUACAGCUUUCGCACUCUGGUUUUGGCCUGAACUUGCUGUACCAGGGACUUUUUCGGCACCUUCUGUUUCUUGUACGUUUCCAGGGAGCUCCGAACUUCGAUCCGCUGAAUCAUCCCGAUGCUGGUGUUGAACUGCUUGGCCAAAUCCCGCGUCGACGCCGAUGGGUUUCAAGUCCCAACCGGGCUGGCUGGGACCCGUUUUCCUACCGGAUCAUGGCAAAUUUUUCAUGCAAAGGGUCUUACCGAACUUCUCGAUCAUAUUUUUGACACUGGUGUGGUCCACUUUCACCCGUUUUGCAAUUUCGUUGUACGUGACACCACUUUCUGAGCACCAAGUGUGCAGAAUUUUCUUUCGCGUUUCCGGAUCAUUUCGACUCAUCAUUGAAACGAUAAACCGUACCGAAACCAAUCGAUUGCGCAGCUUUUAUUGACGUGUAAACAAACAUGUCACCGCCAAACACGCUGCAAAAAUUUAAGCCAUUUCAGAGUAAUAACUGUUUGAAUGUUGCUAACUACUUAUCGAUACACUCCUUACUUUGUUUUUUUCCAAAAUUGAUCCAAACUGUCUUUUUAAAAGGGCCAAACUUUUUCAACGAAUUGUUUUUCAAAGAGCUAUUGUCGAAAAUGAUAAAUCCUACAAAAAAGAGUUAUAAAAGUAAUUUUCAAAAGUCAGUUCAAUUUGUAAUAAAAUUGCUGAAAAAAAUCCUUAUCGAGUUCUACACUGAAAAAAAUUAACUAAAAAUUUAAAAUCGAUUUACAAAAACAAACCAUUAUUGAUUUUGAUAAGAUUUUGUCCCAAGUUAUAUAUCUAAAUCCCUUGCCAACCGAUCAUACAUCGCAAGAUAGGCUCAUUUUAGGGAAAAAAAAGUUUUUUAAACAAAAACUAUUUCUUGUUUGGAAUGAGUUUUUAUCCAGUCUUUUUAUCAAAAACAGAACUAAACUGAAAGUCAUAAUCAUCCAAAAUUCCAAAGAAUUUCAAUUUUUGAGAAAAUUUUACCGAAUACCCUGUUAUUAGUUGCCCGAUAUUUGCAGAAAGUGUCAGUGCUGGAUAAGAAAAAGUUUUUGUUGUAAAAACUUUUUUCCCUCCAAAACGCCCAUCUUAAAAUAUAUGAAAGGUUAACAGGAAACAUAACAUAAUUAUCCAUGUUGGAACAAAAUUUCAUUCGAAUAAACAACGACGAUCUCUUUGCAAUUUGGCUUAAAAUUUUCUAAAUUCGAGUUUUUUCAGUGUAAAAUUCCAUUAGUAUUUUUUUUUCAGUAUUUUCAUUGCAAAAAAUUGUCUAGUUAUUUUCAAAAGAAAAGUCUAGAUAAAUUUUGGAAAAGUAAAGUGAGAAAGGUUGGCUUUUUGUGAUAAAGUGUAUAUGCUGACAACCAGGGUUGCAAACGGUACUGGAGAAUGACACGAAACAGCAGACAUUCAAACUGCGUAAAUGACAGCAGUCGCCGAUUGUACUUCGCCACGACUGCAGAAGAUGAAAAAUGUCGUAGGUCUCAUGACAUUUUCUCUCGUGAAUGUCGCCGUUUGCUCUCAUCGAUAACUGUUCUAAUCUUUUCAAUCUGAGAAUGGCUAGCCACAAUAAACAGUAGCUCCUUCCAAAUUCAACAACUUUCGAGAGGCAGUCGCCAACAAGGCUUAACUUUGAAAUUCAUUUUAUGUCGAUUCUCAUGAGGUGUAGGGGGACAUGCACAAGAAAGUCUUGCUUCCCAAUGCAGACGGUUUUUUGUGUGUAUCCUUACGUGUUUUGUUUCUCUGCACUCCCAUUGGAAGGAAGCGGUUCAGUGAGAAAAGCAAAGUAAAUGCUUUGACUUCCAGAAUUUGGAUGCACUUUUUCGAUCAAACAAUUGAAGCCCGUUUAGCAUGAACCAGAAUUGUAGAAGUAAUAGGAGCGCAAAACUUAUUGUCUCUGCUGUAAGAUUUCUUGCCUUUGCGUCAUAUUAGAAAGGCAGAAGCUGCGCUCCUGAUACUUCGUGUAUGAAAUUUAUGUAAAUAAUUGUAAUAUUUUUGAAACAUCUGCAUGAACAAGCUUUGUGAUUGAAUUUUUUCAAAACUGUAAUUGAACCGGUAAUAAAAACACCGCCGUUCGCAUUAAAUUUAUCGCCACAGAUCAAUCACAGCGGAUAUAACAGUCCCGUUAUGAAAAUGUCAUGACAUUUUGAGCUAGUGACAUUCUCGAAACCCGUGACCGAAAAUGAACAAAGCAGCUACUUAUCCAGCAUGUACCUACACUACCACAAAGCGAACGCUGUGGCUUGACUGCUGUGAGAGAGUGCGACAAAAUUAACUGCUCUCAAUAUUGCUGUCGUGUGUCGUGGCUCUCAUAAUUGCGCCAAGCUCUCGUGUCAUUGCGAGUUGGCUACUGUUGAACGUAGCAGCUGCGCAUAUCGUUGGCAGUGACUGUCUUAUGCUUGGCAACAGUAUAAAAAAAUGUCAAAUUUUCGCACCCCUGCUAACAACUCCGAAUACGAUUUUGCGCUAAAUUCGAUAAAAUAAAAUCGGUUUUCAAAAUUUAAUGUCCAUUUACAAAAAAAAGAACACCACUUUCGUAUUCAAUGAAACUUUGUCUCAAGGUAGGUUAUUAUGUUCCCUUCCAACCGUCCAUGUAUUAUAAGACGGGCAGUUUCAGCACAGGGAACAGACAUCCAAGUAGAGAUUUCAAUGUGUGUAAGUAAUUCAACGGUUGUUUCAAAAAGCAGUCACUAAUGCCGUUUUUCAUUGAAAAACACUGGUGGCGUGGAUUGCUCUGGUUUUGCACUUUCGAGCAGAAAUGCAACAUUCUGACGGUGUUUCAUUGCUGCUCGAAAGUGCAAAACCAGAGCAAUCCACGCCACCAGUGUUUUUCAAUGAAAAACGGCAUAAGUAGCAAUUCUCCUGUAGUGGCGCUUCGAAAAGCCCAACAGUUGCUUACGGGCUCUUGUGUUCGAGCUUCCAUACAAUGGUAAUUAAUGCGUGCAAAGUCGUAUGCAACGGUGAUUUUUAACGGAUUUUCACUUGUAUGCUUUACACAGCUUUUGUGGAUGUCUGUUCUUUGUGGUUUCAGGAAACUUAAACUUCUCUUGUCAAUUACUGAUACUUUUUGCAAAUAUCGGGCCACCAGUAUCCUCUCUCAAAUUGAGAUUCAGUUAAUUCUCGGAUCAUAAAGACUUUCAGUUUAGUUUAGUUUUCGGUAAAAAGACACUUUUAAAUUUUUUUGAUCUAUAGUUAUUUUUGUAAACUGAUUUCAAAUUUUCUAAGGUAAUUUUUUUCAGUGUGGGAGUCGAUAUGGAAAUUUUUGAGUAUUUUCAUUGGAAAAUUCGACUGAUUUUGUGAAAAUCAAUAGUACAAUACUAGCAUAAUUUUUAUUGCUAUAAAAAUAUAUAAGAAUCGACAAUUUUUGCAAAAUAGCACCGGCAUUAGACUGUGUUCAUACUGUGUGAGACAGCCAUCAAUUGAUUCUCAGAAACACAUUUUAUUAUUUCAGUGUUACUUGCCAUGAAUAAUUUGAGCUCAUAUUCAAAAUGAAGUCGUUAGUUCUUGAAUCUGGUGGAACGGACCACAUUUGUAAUAUUUUUUAUAAAACUUUCUAUGAUUCCCUAACAACAAGUAUAGUUGUUUAAUAACCAUUCAGUAUGGAUUCGAAUCAGGUCAAUCCAUGCCAAAAUUACUCGAACACCAUUAUCGAAAAAUAGAGCUACCAGCAACUCCAUCCAUGUUCCGAUGUUUCGAGGAACAAGGAACGGAAAGGGAUCCUGGUCCCUGAGGAGGGAAUCGCCAAAUGGCUUCGUCAUGAUUAUUAUUACUUGCAGUGCAACUUUCGGGAAGCCAACAGACUGACAACGAGUCAGUUUCAACUCAGAUCGGCUGUACCGUUUCGAAAAUCGAAAAAAGAAAAAGUUAAAGCGUACAACCCAUCAAUUUCCAUUUCAUCGCGCUUUUCACGGAUCGGGCAAAGUUAAGCUUCUGUACAAACACCCAUCUGUCGGUCCAUCCGUCUGGCAGUCUGGCUGGAUGUGUGUCGGUCGCUUGAACUCGCAUUUCCGACAGUUCCCUGCGGGCUGUGGUCGGUGCGCAGCAUGCGAUAUUGAUAUUUGGUUUUUCAUUCCCACUUUCGGUUCGGAGUUCUAAUUGGAGUUUUUCCCCCCAACGAGCUGAACUUUGCUUAGCGCUAACUUCCGUUGCCAAUGACUAACAUGAUAGCGUGAAAUUGUUAGAAAUAUGAGAUGAAAUUGAUCCUCCGCCGGUUGCAAACAUAAAUAUUGUUAGCAAUAUGGGGAAAGAAAAAAAAAACUAUAUCGCAUAAGUUCAAAGUGCCGUUCGUCAAACGUUGCCGGUAAUCGCAUCGCAGUCAGUCGCCAGUUCCCGCAAACUUUUUACGUGUCACGUUUUAAUUUUAAUCCUGGAAAGCGGUAGUACAAAUCAUCGACGUGCUUUUUUUCCUGAUCGAAUUACAAAAUAAAAGAUAAACACGAAAAUAUCCCGCCUAUCGGCUACAACCAAUCGAAUUUUGGUUUUUAUUGUAACUUUCAACUUUUCAUUUCUUACAUUGUCUUUUAAAGAUUAGUGAGUAAGGAUUUUUUUUGUGCUUUAGGUUUAGCAUGUAAGCAGCGAUAGGUGUCACGUUGAAGGGAGAAAAACUCUCCUGUGCUGGAAACGAUCUUGAAUAGCCUUGCUGGGCUUCUAUAAUAAAUGAAAUGAAAUACUUCAACUUACUUAGAGUAAGAUCAAACUAUCGAGACUUUUUGCGUAUGAAUAAGCUGUCAAAAUCUUGAUAAUAAUUUAUAGUUUUUAGAACAGAAACUACAAGCGUUGCUAUAAGAACGACUAAAUGUAAGUUGCAUUAAAAAUAGAUCACGUAAAUACUUUCUAGAUGGUUCACGUUAGCGUAUGAGAAUCACUUGCAUACGAAUCCAGUUUUAAUCCAAUCCAAUUCAAUGUAUUUAAUCACCUUAUGCUCUAUCGAGAACAAGUAGACAUUUUUGCGCAUGGAUAUUUCAACCAAAUUACCAAACCAACCAAUAAUAAUUAACGAAAUUAAGUGUUUAUAAUCCAAGUUCAUUGACUGUUAAAUCAACCCCAGGCCACAAAAUACGACGAAUAUUAUCAAAACAAAACAAAAAAAAAACAAUGCAACAAGUAAAUACUUAUUUCAUGUAAACAGAGCGUAAAAAUGAUUUAAUAAAGGUAAAUUCUGAGAUAAAUUGGAACAAUUAGCCAAAAAAAACUGCUCGUUUGUUUUGUUGUAUUCCACACCACAGCCAGCAGAUGUCCAGAUCGACGGUCAAAGUUGUGUAAAAAAAAUUCAGAGUAGUACGCCUACAAAAUUAUGAUAAGUUUGAACUGGAUGAUGAUCGGACAUUCACACACCUUGCCGGAGCAAGUCUCUCCCGGUUCUGGAUGUCUGGAUGCUGUGUUCACACUAACACUUCUAGACUCUAAGUGUUUUUUUCCAGAAAAUCGCCGACUCUACGGAACUUUGCCGACUAUUCCUACCAACCACGCCACUAAACCAAGUUUAUCACAACAACUAUAAAAACCACCAAACUCCACCACGAAAAGAAAAAGGUUCGACCUUCUUUUCAGUCUUGUUUUUCUUCAUUCACACCAGCCCACAAUCCGAAUCCCAGUGUGUUGUCAGUGGAGCGCAAAAGCACAUCCCAAAACAAACAAAAAAAAAACAAAAAACAAAACAGCACCGAACGCAUCGUUAUCCGAAAAAUCAAAACCCCUAAUCAUUGUUUCUUUUCCAGCUUCCCGGUUCCAGCAAAUCCAGCAUCAAACUAUUCUCCUCAAAUAGAAUUCGAAGCGUGAAAAAAAAACGAUAAACAACCCGCACAUCACCAUAACAAUCACCAACUAGCAUCUCUCUUUCACUCUCUCUCUCUCUCUGUCUCUCGCUAUAUAUUUUCAUUUAUUUUUUUUUUCGAAUUUAUUUUUCAAAACAUCCACCAAACAUCAGUCGCAACACACUACCUCUAGCCACUCUAUCACAGCCUUCUGAACCGAACCCAUUUCUCGCACUAAUUCAUGCAUUUCCAGAAAGAUUCUUCCGAAACCAUCCAAAAACCAAGUAGAAACAAAAAAAAAACAACCAAACGAUGGCGCGAUUUCCCUCCAACGCGCGUGGAAAUCAUUGAAAUCUCCGUGGUUGCUCCUACGAAGGCGCGCGCACCGCACCCGCAAAAUGUAACCGCACUAACCUGGCCAAUGUAAAUAAGUACCCUUCCCUUGAUUACAGUUUCGUUUUUGUUUUUUUUUUCUUUAAAUAAAUGUAGAUAAAAUAAUUUAUUUUAUUUUUAAUGCUGUGAACCCU
Messenger RNA from Malaya genurostris, 29506 nucleotides. It is a transcript of the gene mub, whose product is annotated as poly(rC)-binding protein 3. Gene Ontology annotation, biological process: regulation of gene expression; regulation of RNA metabolic process. Gene Ontology annotation, molecular function: mRNA binding. NCBI's taxonomy places the organism in Eukaryota, Metazoa, Arthropoda, Insecta, Diptera, Culicidae. The record is from RefSeq and is a predicted model, not a curated record. The transcript is spliced from 14 exons. The coding region runs from base 2098 to 3702 and encodes 534 amino acids. Gene Ontology annotation, cellular component: cytoplasm; nucleus.